AUGACUCUGGAGUUUAUCCUUUCCAAUUCAAUCUACAUUAUAUCUUAUAUUAAAAGGAAACCCAGGGAAGCUUGUCAGAAUUUGCGGACACUGUCAACAUACGAUGCAUUCGGUACUGGAAUUUUCUACAUCUUGUUUUACUCUUCGGUUGAAACCGAACAAAUCGUCCACGACACAUCAUACUCCCGUAUACGUCGUACUCGCUGCUCCUCCUAUGUGCAGCUGCGUGGUUCCGUACCGCUCUUCUGGUCGCAAGAAUCGAGCAAGGUUGUAGUUGGUCGACCACCUCUCGAACUAUCCGUAAAUUACGAACCACAUUGGGAUGCAUUUGGCGCCCAUUUUCGUAACCUUUUCGAACGUUAUGGCUCGCCAAUCAUCGUGUUCAAUUUGAUGAAACGCCGAGAAAAACGUCGAUUCGAAUUGGCCCUUUCAGAGGGUUACGAACGUGGACUAGCCUAUUUGUCUCAGGUAAAGCUGUCUCUUAUUUUGCUGGAUCCCAAUACAUGUCUCCGUUAUAUUUUAUCUCCCAUAUGUAUUCUGAUUUUCGUUUCUCAAUGUUUUUUUCUUGAUUCUGGUUCAAUUAGUUCUCAUUUUCAGUUCAGAGGUGCACUCCGUUUGCGCCACCCAUCGGAUACCACUCAGUGUUCAACUAAAGAGGCCAACCACUCAGAGGCUAUCAGAUUUUCGAAACCAAAAUCUCCUUUCCACUUAGCCGCAUUUAAUGUCCGCUCACUCUACCAAAUUGGUCAACAAGCCGCCUUAUCUAGAACCCUUGAAACCUUCCAUUUAGAUGUAUGUUGUGUCUCCGAAACACGCAUACAAGACCCUACUUCAAGUAUCUUGCGUUCUUCAGAUCCAACCUCAUCCUCACGAUUCAAUCUUCGUGUGUCAGGCGAUUCGGCAUCCGCAGCUAGCGGUGUUGCUUGUGUGGGGGUUGCGCUGAGUGUCAAGGCCGAGCGUUCAGUUCUCGAUUGGAUCCCGGUUAACAGCCGACUUUGCGNUCCGGAUGGUUCAGUACGAGUCAACAGCUACAGAACGAAGCGUCGAUGUUUAUUCGUUGUAUCCGCGUAUGCACCGACAGAUUGCAGUUCGCCAGAAGUGAAGGAUAAAUUCUACAAGGACCUCUCUCAACUGAUCCGAAGUGCUCGGUCAACGGACAUCGUGGUGGUCAUUAGAGACUUCAAUGCUCAAGUGGGAUCCCUGAAUGAAUCAGAAAGGCUACUUAAAGGUUCACAUGGAAUCCCAGCCAACAGGACUGACAACAGAGAACGCCUACUCCAACUUUGUGCUGACCACGGACUGUUCCUGUCAAGCACGAACUUCUCGCACAAAAAACGCUACCGUCUUACAUGGAGACCGCCAACCGCUUCACAGCGCUGA
Messenger RNA from Echinostoma caproni, 1380 nucleotides. The record is from the annotation of a GenBank genome assembly. Lineage: Eukaryota; Metazoa; Platyhelminthes; Trematoda; Plagiorchiida; Echinostomatidae.